UCUUGUAUUUGUCAUGUUCUACUUCAAAGGCAGGAGGUGAUAAGAAAUGGGAAUGUCAAGGAGUUUCCUGGUUGGUUUUGUAGAAGGUCUAGUUCUUGCUGUUCUGAUUCAAGCUCAGGACCAAUCAGGAUUCAUCAGCAUAGACUGCGGAGCUCCUGCAGAUUUAAACUACACCGAGUCAACAACAGGCAUAAAUUAUACUUCAGAUGCAAAUUUCAUAAAUACUGGUGUGAGUGGGACAAUAGUAUCUGAACUCAGAAAUGACUAUCAACGACCAUACGAGAGUGUGAGAAGCUUCCCAGAAGGAAAAAGGAACUGCUACAAAAUAAACAUCACAAGAGGCUCUAAAUAUCUGAUCAAGGCUGGUUUUUUGUACGGAAACUAUGAUGGCCUCAAUAUGUUACCAGAGUUUGAUCUUCUUCUCGGGGCUAACUGGUGGGCUACAGUGAAGUUAGACAAUGCCUCCCUUUUCCAAAGGAAUGAGAUCAUAUAUGUACCUUCACUGGAUUACGUGCAAAUCUGUCUUGUCGACACAGGCUUUGGGACGCCAUUUAUAUCAGCCAUAGAAUUGAGAACUUUGACAAAUGAUAUUUAUGUCACUGAAUUUGGAUUAUUGGAAACUUACUACCGGGGUGAUUUAGGAUCAAACAAAGGCUACAGGUACAAGGACGACAUUUAUGAUCGUUUCUGGAACAUUGGCAACACCAAUAAGUGGACAAACUUAAGUGCUUCGGUUCCUGCUGAUGAUUUAGACUUAAACCAGAACAUAUACCAACCGCCAGCUAUUGUCAUGAGCACUGCAGUUACACCAGCAAAUGUUAGUGCUCCAUUGGUAAUAAGCUGGGUGCCAGAUGAUCCAACUGACCAAUUCUAUGUUUACUUGUACUUCAUGGAGAUUCAAGAGUUAGAGACUAAUCAGACAAGAGAAUUCAACAUCAAGGAAAAUGGUAAGCUAAGGUAUUCAAAAUUUUCACCACUGAAUCAGCUUGUCACCACUUUAUAUAGCUCGUCAAGCUCCAGUGGGAAAGAAAUGACAUAUUCCCUUGAAAAGACCAAAAAUUCAACCCUGCCCCCCAUCAUCAAUGCCAUCGAGAUUUACAAAGUAAAAGACUUCCCGCAAUCAGAUACAUUCCAAGGAGAUGAUGAUGCGAUUACAACCAUCAAGUCAGUUUAUGGGGUGACAAGAGAUUGGCAAGGUGAUCCAUGCGCCCCUGUAGCCUACUUGUGGGAUGGUUUGAAUUGUAGUUAUCUCGGAAAAGAGUCCCCAAGAAUCACAACUUUGAAUUUAUCUUCAAGUGGAUUGUCAGGAAAGUUAGACCCUUCAAUUUCAAAGCUCACCAUGUUGGAGAAGUUGGAUUUAUCAAACAACAGCUUAAACGGUGAAAUUCCUGAUUUUCUGUCUCGAUUACAACACUUAAAGAUCUUAAACUUGGAGAAGAAUAACCUCUCUGGUUCAAUUCCCUCAGCACUUGUUGAAAAAUCAAAGGAAGGCUCCCUGUCACUAAGUGUGGGCCAAAAUCCAAAUCUAUGUGAUUCUGGCCAAUGCAACGAGAAGGAGAAGGAAAAGAAGAACAUCGUUACACCCUUAGUAGCAUCAAUUAGUGGGGUUGUGAUCCUUCUGGUGGUCGUGGCAGCUAUACUGUGGACCCUUCAAAGGAGAAAAUCAAAAGCUUUAAUGGUAGAAAGGGAUCAAAGUCAGAUCUCACAGCCGUACACAGAACAAGAUGAUUCAUUACUGGAAUUAAAGAAACAAAUAUAUUCAUACUCUGAUGUCCUUAAAAUCACCAACAAUUUCAAUACAACUCUUGGUAAAGGAGGAUUUGGAAAAGUUUAUCUGGGCCAUAUAGAUGACACUCCAGUUGCAGUGAAAAUGCUUUCCCCAUCGUCUGUUCAUGGUUAUCAACAAUUUCAAGCAGAGGUUAAACUUCUAAUGAGAGUUCAUCAUAAAAAUUUGACUUCCCUUGUUGGUUAUUGUAAUGAAGGAACCAAUAAGGGUCUCAUAUAUGAGUACAUGGCUAAUGGAAACUUGCAAGAACAUCUCUCUGGUAAACACAGCAAAACAAAAUUCUUCACCUGGGAAGAAAGACUUCGUAUAGCAGUGGAUGCAGCCUCAGGAUUGGAGUAUCUGCAAAAUGGUUGUAAGACACCUAUAAUCCACAGAGAUGUAAAAUCCACAAACAUCUUGUUGAACGAAAACUUCCAAGCAAAAUUAUCUGAUUUUGGUCUAUCCAAAAUUAUCCCAACAGAUGGGGUAACUCACGUGUCAACUGUUGUUGCUGGUACUCCUGGUUAUUUGGACCCUGAGUAUUUCAUAACCAAUAGAUUAACCGAGAAAAGCGAUGUUUAUAGCUUUGGUGUUGUUCUUUUGGAGAUAAUCACAAGUCAGCCAGUGAUAGCAAGGAAAGAAGAAAGCAUUCACAUAAGCGAAUGGGUUAGCUCCUUGAUUGCUAAAGGGGAUAUCGAGGCCAUUGUUGACCCAAGGUUAGAAGGAGAUUUUGACAGUAACUCAGUUUGGAAAGCAGUAGAAAUAGCAACAGCUUGUUUAUCUCCAAAUAUGAACAAGAGGCCAAUCACAAGUGUGAUAGUGAUUGAACUGAAGGAGUCUUUAGCAAUGGAAUUAGCUCGAACUAAAUAUAGUGGUGUUGAAACAAGAGAUUCAAUUAAAACGGUCACCAUGAAUCUUAAUACCGAAUUUAGUCCCCAGGCCAGGUAAACGCUUUCCCAAGAUAAAGAUAGAUGACUAUAGUCAUAUAGUUACGUAUGUUUGAAGAAGGAGAUAAAUAGGGUGGGUGGCUUUCCUCUUGCAAUGCCAGAAGGAGAUCAAGCCACACAAUUAGUGAAUAUGGGCUUUAAUUUGAUUGUAUGUUUUCCAAGUGAGACUGUGUGCUUUAAGAAAUGUGUCGCGUCUUGAAAAAAUAAAUCGAAAGAUAUGAGUGAAUUUCAUAUUCUAUGUGCACUAUGGGCUCUAUUUAACAGAUUGUCCUCUCCUCUCAGACAAUUGAAGACUAGUCUCAGGUGCAACAUGGAUUUAACCGGUGAAAUUGGAAAGAAGACGACUUCGUGGUCAUCAACAUCUUCGAUUCUAUUUUUUCUUCACUCUUGUUUCCCCUCCCCCCUUUUUAUCAAUGCAAAAUAUCUGCUGACCCUGA
This is a messenger RNA of Glycine soja, 3149 nucleotides long. Its product is annotated as LRR receptor-like serine/threonine-protein kinase IOS1. The record is from RefSeq and is a predicted model, not a curated record. Gene Ontology annotation, molecular function: protein binding; ATP binding; protein kinase activity. The transcript has 13 exons. Gene Ontology annotation, biological process: protein phosphorylation. Bases 47 to 2713 code for a protein of 888 amino acids. Lineage: Eukaryota; Viridiplantae; Streptophyta; Magnoliopsida; Fabales; Fabaceae.